AUGUUCUACUUAACAACUAACUUGAUUGGUGAGCCCAAAAACCUGAUAAAGCAUUUCCCAGCAUCAGCUGAGAACUACAUUACCGCAUGGGAGAUUCUGAAGGCUAGAUACAAUAAUGGUAGAUUAUUAGUUACCGCAUUGUUAAACAAAUUAUUCGCAUUACCAGCAAUGACAACUGAAACCGCUUCUGGCCUUAAAACAUUGCAUGAUAUUUCACAAGAGUGUUUAUUGGGACUUAAGGCGCAGCACAUUCCAGUCGAACAUUGGGACAUCAUAAUUGUUCAUAUGACGUUGAAGAAAUUAGACAAGAUCACACAAACAGCAUUUGAGCAGUCAUUAUCAAACAAUCGAGAGCUGAUCACUAUGAAGGAACUAUUUCAAUUUAUUGAACAAAGGUUCCAAUCGCUAGAAACAAUAAAUAAUAGCGCAUCAAUCAAAAAAUGGGUUAAGACAGUGGCUACAACUAACACUGCACCAGUUAAAUGUCCAAUAUGCAAGAGAGAUAAUCAUCCAAUUCAUCUAUGCAAGCAGUUCCUGGAUGACACCCCAGCUAAGAGGCUACAUCUCAUAAAAUCAUUGCAACGAUGUUUCAAUUGUCUAAAAAAUGGUCACUUCACAAAAGACUGCACAUCAGGCAGUUGCUUAAAAUGCAAGAAGAAACACAACACCUUGCUGCAUUUAGAAGGCACAUUUGAAGCAUCUAUGAUUAAGAAGGCAUCCAUAUCAAAAAAUCCUGCUUCUCUGUUCUCCAACAAUCUCAACAUCCAAAAAAAUUAUGUGGUAUUAGGAACUGCACGUGUUGUCGUUAAAGGCAACAAUGGAAGAGAAAUUGAGUGCAGAGCAUUAUUGGAUUCCGGCUCCCAAGUCAACCUGAUAACCGAUCAAAUAAUUAAGAAGUUAGGUGAAAACCCGAAAAAGACCUCAGCAUGUAUAGAAGGUGUGGGGCAAAAAAAACAAGAUGCGCAACAACGAAUCAAUUUAGCUUUCUCGUCCAGAAUUAACGGAUUUAGCAGCCGAAUAGAGGCUUAUGUAUUACCUAAGAUUGUGUGUGACCAGCCGAGCAUUCAUAUUGAAAGCUCAAGCUGGAAAAUACCACAGAACAUCAAUCUGGCAGAUCCGUCGUUCAAUACCCCAAACAAAAUCGAUCUCCUACUUGGAGCCGAGUUUUCUCAUCAACUAUUGUCCAUCGGCCAAAUAAACCUUGGCAGAGGUCUCCCCAUCCUACAGAAUACAUUGCUUGGGUGGCUUGUGGUGGGAAAAAUAUCUAACCAAAAUUCAAUUAUUUCACCACAAGUUUGUGGAAUAUGCUCUGAAGAUGAGCAAGAUACGAUGAAGGUUAUCGAGCGGUUCUGGCAACUAGAUGAACCAGAAAAGGCAAACAAAAAUCUAUCUCCUUCCGAAGAGUUGUGCGAGUCUCGCAUUAGCCCCAUGAUGUCCUUACCUCUGACCCAUGGCUCUUGCACAAUGCUGACAUCGACAUCCUCCUCUAUGAGAAAGAUGGCGAGAUUGUCCGAUGCGAUUUUCGAAUGCUGA
Molecule: messenger RNA, 1533 nt
Organism: Teleopsis dalmanni
Lineage: Eukaryota; Metazoa; Arthropoda; Insecta; Diptera; Diopsidae
Exons: 2
Coding region: 1-1533 (510 amino acids)
Biological process (GO): proteolysis
Molecular function (GO): zinc ion binding; nucleic acid binding; aspartic-type endopeptidase activity
Source: RefSeq, a predicted model, not a curated record